Messenger RNA from Dermacentor silvarum, 758 nucleotides. RefSeq lists its product as uncharacterized. The transcript has 4 exons. Bases 372 to 758 code for a protein of 128 amino acids. The record is from RefSeq and is a predicted model, not a curated record. Lineage: Eukaryota; Metazoa; Arthropoda; Arachnida; Ixodida; Ixodidae.
AGAGAGCCUGAUAACGCUUCGCAUUGUACUGCAUGUGCUGUGAGCAAUGGCCACAGGCGCAGCCGGUAACAACGUUUUGUUGGGAGCGCUUCCUGUUCAUUUCGUGUGAUUUUAAUGUGUUAUCCUCUCUUUUUUUCAACGUAAUAAAAAAACAUUUAUUCAGACUAUUUCGUGUGCAUUUUGAAACCAUCUAUCAGUAUAGCUAGACAGUUUCGCGCCCGGCCGCCGCACGACUCUAGUGGCCACUUCUAUCAUUCCCCAUAUUAUUGUAUGUAUGGAGUACACUGGCUUGACUCAGCCCGUGUGUUGUACAGUGGCACUGUGGCUUUGCUACGGGAAACAGUGCCUACGGCGGUCCGCUAGCAGCAUCGAUGAACCUCGCGGCACGUGACUGGAAAAGCAGCCCGACUACGGCUCGGCAGCUGGGCUUCACAUGCAGCACGCCUGGGGUUCGCUGCACCGUGUCACCAGCCCAAACACCUCACUUGGAUGAGUUGCAACCUGAGAUGCGUCGUACGGUCAAUGACCAUGCAAACACUUCAUGGGGUGUUGCAGUGGUUGGCAGUGCUGUCAUUCUGUUUGCCACAGGCGUGUUUUGCACCUCGGGCCUUUUCUAUGUCUACUUCGUGGAUACGUUCUGCGUGAGUCGUGAAGCCGCUUCGUGGCCAGCCAGUGUAAUGGGCGUGACACUUACCUGCUCAGCCAGCGCUAUCAUACAGCUGGGAGAUUCCACGAUGGAUCAAAACAGGUCGUCAUGA